Molecule: messenger RNA, 340 nt
Organism: Gilbertella persicaria
Lineage: Eukaryota; Fungi; Mucoromycota; Mucoromycetes; Mucorales; Choanephoraceae
Exons: 1
Coding region: 69-245 (58 amino acids)
Source: RefSeq, a predicted model, not a curated record
CCUCACUUUAAGAGAAAUUUUUUUUCGCUCUAAAAUAAUUUCCUUUUUUCUUUCUUCUUAUACACACAAUGGACAAGCGUCAAUUAGAACACGGAAACCAAAAGUCUUCAUUUGUACAAGCCAUCAAGUCAGAACUCUUUAGUCCCGAAAAGCGUCAAGGUAACCUCAACAUCGCCUUGUCCGUCACUGUCUUUACUGGUGCCAUUGUCUUUCUGCGCAACUGGGGUGAACUCUUGGCUGUCUAAUACUUGUAUAAAGCACUUUAUUUUUGUAUACAUAUCUUUUUUUUUUUAUAUUGUUGUUUAUUAAAGGUAAAGGCGAUGAUGACUAUCAUCAACAA